AUGAAAACGAGCGUGAUACGCUCGAUGCCAUUGACCACGGAGUGGACACGGCUAUCCGUCCUCAGCACCGAAAACUGCACGAUCCGAAUAGUACUACUACUACGCUUAGCUGACCCGUCCAAAUCCGACGGAGGCGUCCAGCAGGUCACCAGCAAUGUGGCUAAGGAUGCAACAGCCCUCAACACUAGCGAUCAGGCUAUUCGACUGACCAUCACCGACGAGGAAUGGACCAAUGCAUCGCAGGCGCUGCGGACGGCCACCCGCGGUGCGGUCUUCUACCUCAUCACCACCGACAUUCUUGGUCCCUUUGGUCUGGGAUAUGCCUUUGCGACCAUGGGAUGGGGACCCGGAAUUGCCCUGUAUACCGUCUUUGGGGCCCUCGCGGGAUACUCUGGAUACCUGGUCUGGGAUAUCUUCAUGGGCCUCGACUCGUACCAGUUCCCCAUCCGCAGUUUUGGAGACAUGGCCUCCCGUCUGUACGGCCCCUGGGUGCGAUACCUGCUCAAUAUGCUGCAGAGCAUUCAGCUGCUGCUGAACGUCGGAUUGAUCGUCAUCUCCAACGGCCAGGCCUUGUACCGGACCAAGCUAUGUUUCAUCAUCUGCUGCCUGGUGUGGGCACUACUGGGCUUCUUCCUUGGCCUCGGCCGGCGGCUGGAUUAG
Messenger RNA from Aspergillus clavatus NRRL 1, 660 nucleotides. RefSeq names its product putative amino acid transporter. The record is from RefSeq and is a predicted model, not a curated record. The coding region runs from base 1 to 660 and encodes 219 amino acids. The transcript has 3 exons. NCBI's taxonomy places the organism in Eukaryota, Fungi, Ascomycota, Eurotiomycetes, Eurotiales, Aspergillaceae.